Molecule: messenger RNA, 5686 nt
Organism: Thalassophryne amazonica
Lineage: Eukaryota; Metazoa; Chordata; Actinopteri; Batrachoidiformes; Batrachoididae
Gene: map2
Product: microtubule-associated protein 2
Exons: 18
Coding region: 141-5435 (1764 amino acids)
Biological process (GO): microtubule cytoskeleton organization; neuron projection development
Cellular component (GO): neuron projection
Molecular function (GO): microtubule binding
Source: RefSeq, a predicted model, not a curated record
AACCACUUGAACUAAGAAGAAGAAAGAUUUUCUUGGGUUUUCCUUCCUUGACUCCUAAUCCAAAGUCCAGCAUCAUCUAAACAGCCACAAGACGAGACCUCCCCCCUCACUUAAGCCCCCUGCUGAUCGCUAGCAACAGCAUGGCAGACAGUCAGCAGCCAGAAGACAGUGCACCCCAGUGGGAUCCAUCAGGGGGUCAGGAGCCCACCGGCCCUCACGGGGAAAAUGGCUACUCUUCGUCCACCUACAGGAGCUGCCAGCCUGCUGGGACUCACGUGGCUACAGCCUCAUACUCCGCCAGGGAGAACGGCUUUGACGGGGAGCUAAGCGGAGCACACGGUAUAACUGCAGAGCAAGUGUCAGCACGGAUUGUACAGGAAGUGACAGCUGAGGCAGUGGCAGUACUGAAAGGAGAACAGGAGAGCCACAGGCUACCAUCAGUUGAAGACACAACCAACUUGCCUCCCUCCCCUCCACCCUCACCUGCUGCAGAACACUUUGAUCCUCUGGGACAAGAUGUAGGGGAUGAGGAGGAGGCAGGACCUCUCCGCCGCUUCCAAAAUUCUCGGGAGAGGUGCAAGUUCCUCGCCCCCUCCAUCUCAGUUUCCGUGCCCGAGGACGACCCCUACCACUCCGACGAGGAGUACUAUGAGCACCCCUUGUUCAGCCCAGAGUGGACGCACUCGGGCGCUCGCCCCACAGGGCAGGCUGUGGCCUUUAGACAGAUUGAAGAAGAGACCAUGGAGGCUCUUACAGCUGAAUACGAGGAGGAGUUGGAAGAGGAGGAGGAGGAGGAGGAGAGUGCAGAGGCAGCAGAGUCCGAAGCAGCUCUUGAUGAGCAGCAGUGGAGCGGGGAAGAACCUGAACUGGACAGUCCCCAAGCUGAGCCCUUAGAGCAGGCAGAGGCCAUAGACGAGGCCCAGGCUCUAGUCCUGGAGCAGGCCCGGGCAGCUAGUGCUGCUAAAGAAAGCUCUAAGGAGAGCGAGGAGGAGGAAGCAGAGGGUGAGGACAGCUCUGAGAAAGCUUUGAAGAUGGACACAGACAAACAGGGCAGUGAGAAAAGUGGUUCCAUGAGCCCAGACAGCAUUGGAUCAGAGAAACGCCCAGAAGAAGCUUUUGAGCCGCAGAUCCAAGGGUUCUUCGCAGGUGAACGAGUUGUACCCGAGAGUCCAACCAUGGACAUGCCCUCCUUUGUUCCUCCAAAUCUUCAAAAUCAAGCCAAAGAGCCAGCCAGGUCGCUCACCCUCCAGCCAACAUACAAUGAGCCCAUUACUGUGUCAGAGAAGCAGCCAUCUGUGGAAGUUGUGGAGUUCAGCAGCAUUGGAGAGCCAUCUGAUUUCUCUUCAUUGGGAGUCCAGGUUCAAGGAGAAGAUUCAAAAAAAAACACAGGGGACAGAUCUGGAAUGUCAGCAUAUUUUGAAACUUCAGCUUUGGAGACUGAUGAGCCUCUACACACUAAAGCAGAAGGUUAUUAUGAACUGAGCACAGCUGGUGAAGACAAAAGUAAAAUCGAUUCAGUUUCUCCAGAAGUCAGCUACAGCACACUGGCUGAAGCCCAGGAUGAACCAGAAACUACAAAAAAUACAACAGAAAAUUCUAGAGUGUUCACAGUUCCUGACAGGAAUAAUGAAUGCAGGCUCUCCCCUGGGAAACUGGCACUAGAGCAGAGAAGUUACUCACUUAACAUCACCAUCGGAGCUGUGGAUCCAAGUGGCCAAGGACGACUUCGGAACUUCACCCCACUGGCUACAGAUAUAAUAUCACACACAAGUGGAAGUCUAGAUGAAUUAGCAGACUAUCUUCCAGUGACCACCCCCUCUGUGGAGAAAACUCCAUCUUUCCCUCCCUUGAUCCUAGAGACUGCAGCGUCUGUCACUUCAGAAUCCUCAUCCCCUCCAAAGACAUCUGACACCAUUUCAAAAACCACCUCUGAACCAGAAUCCCCAGAAUCACCUAAGGCUUCUAAGAACAAUGAUAAAAAUGGCACAGUGAUGACACAAGACUUGCCUGAAAUGUUGGACCUUGCUGGCACUCGCUCCAGACUGGCAUCAGAAAACACAGAACCAGAAUUCGCCCGGAGAAAAUCCAUUCAAUCUGAUGGUCCUGCUUUCACCGAUGACCCACUGGCUAAUUUUGUUUCAGGUGAACAGAGCCCUAUGGUUAAAAAAAGUGACAGCCAACUGGAAGAGAUGGGUUAUUGUGUGUUUAGCGAAUAUUCAGGACCCAUGCCAUCGCCUGCAGAUGUUUUCAGCCCUACAGAUGCAUCUGCGAAGGUCUUUACACCCUCAGUCCUGGAGGAGAAAGUGGCUGAGCAAGCUAGAAAAUUAGCAGUCAGGGACACAUCUAUGGAGGACAAGAGCAAGAUAUCAGGAGCUGCUGACGUAACUGAAGGAAUUGACCAGAAAGUGGUGGAGAGAAAAGAGUCCACUGAAGAAAAAGACAAAGCAGCUGCAGAUGAUCAGCAGACUAAAAUUGUAAGUGAGCAAGAGACAUCAUCAGGUCAGCAGGGUGAGUCCUUCGUGACACCAACUGUCACUGUCACUCUGGAAGAAGGUGGGAGGUCGGUGAGCGAAACAGAAGGACAAGCCAGUGGUGAUGGCUCCGCGUCAGAAACUGAGAUUGCUGACUACGAGAGGCAGAUUCGCAAACUAGAGAUGGAAGAUAGGCCCCUCAGUUUGGAAGAGGAGCGAGAACUGCAGGAGCUCAGGGAGAAGGUAAAACUGGUCCACCAGGAAGCCUAUGAGGAGGUCGACGCUGAAGAUGUGUACCAACUGACCGGCGUGGCCAAGGACCGAAUUGCAAGACCUGUCAAAACUUCACCUGCUUCAUCUGUGGAGAGCAAUAUUGAUGAUGACAAGCUGCUCUCCCCAGUGCUCUCACCAUCCAAACUUAAACAAAGGGAAGCUUACGGUUCCCCCAAAAGAUCAGUUUCCCCAAAGAAAGAGGAGAAGGAGAGAGAGGAGUUAGAAAGAAAGAUGAGGGAAGAGCAGGAGAAGGAAGCAGCAGAGAGGAAAAUUAGAGAAGAAAGAGAAAGGGAAGAGAAGGAGACAAAAGAAAGAAAGGAGAUGGAAAAGAGAGAGAAAGAAGAGGCAGAGAGAAUAUUGAGGGAGGAAAAAGAAAAGACGGAUAAAGAACAGAAAGAGCAAGAAAUGAAAGAGAAGCUGGAGAUGGAGCUAAAAGAAAAAGAGGAAAAAGAGAGAAAAGAAAGAGAAGAGAAAGAAAUGUUAGAGAAUGAAAGACAAGCGAUAGAAGAGAAAGAAUUGCAAGAAAAGAAGGAAAAGGAAAAGAUGGAGCAUGAACUGAAAAUGAAAGAAGACCAUGAACAAAUGGCAGCGACAGGCAUAAAUACUGCAAUUCCAAGUCCAAAGGCUGCAGUAGAAGACAGUCGCACUGAUAACGAUGUGUCCGAGAUAGUGAGACAAUCACCUGAAGAAGUACCACUGUCGCCUACCGAGAAUGAAGCUCAAAAGCCCCUCCAAGUUGCUCAUGAGGAAGAGGAAGGUGAAGAAGGUGGAGUUGUGUUGGACACAGCUGGGGCUGCAGCCGUAAAGGAAAUCCCAGAGGCUCGUGCCACCAUCGAGUCAGUGGUGACGGUUGAAGACGAUUUUAUCACUGUGGUCCAAACUAUCGAUGAAGGAGAGGAGCCAGUACACAGUGUUCGUUUCUCUGCCCCGCUUGAGACUGAAGCCCUUCAUAUUACCAUCCGGAAUGAGGAAGAGGAGGAGGAGUCUGUGGAGUUAGCACAGGAAGCUGACAUGGAGCCUGCCAGUCUGGAAGAGGUGUGUGAAGUUCCUGAUUCUCCUGAUGUUCCUGAGACACCUGCUUCCCCAGAGAAGGUUGCUCAUAUGUUAGAAACAGAGGGUCCAUCAGAAAGCUACGAUAGAGAUGAAACCACAAUAGACGAUUCCAUCCUGGACAGCUCCUGGGUCGACACCCAAGAUGAUGAUAAGAGCAUGGCUACGGAGGCGAUAGAGAUUUUGCCCAAGGUGAUCAGCCCAAUAAAAAACCCUGCAGUGGUCCACAGCAAACAGACACAGCCGAGAAAGCCAGAGAAACAGGAAAAGCAAGUUAAACCCAAAGUCAAGGCUGGAAGGGUAAAAGGCCAUAUCUCUACACCAGAACGCAAACCUGCUCGUAAAGAACCAGUCUACAUCCCCAGAGAGGAAGUCAAGAAGAAAAAAGCUGUGAUAAGGAAGACUGAGUUUACCAAAAGAACCGAGGCUCAGAUUCACUCACCGUCCAAGAGGAGUAUGGUGAAACCAGCCGUCCGUCAGACCCGCCCUACCCAGCACCACUCCUGUCCCAGAAGGAGACCCACAGAUUCAUUACCAGACAGUCGUCAGCCUCUCAGUGUUGCCAGACUGUCUCGGGACCGAGCAUCGGACUGUAGAUCACAAAGCCCUGACAAGAGAUCUUUGCCACAGCCUGCCUCCAUCCUGAGUCGUCGUGGCGACCACGAGGAAAGUUCCACUUCCAUCACCAGCUCCGGCUCCACGGCUCCCCGCAGACCCACAUCGUUUCACACUCAGAUGAGGGCAGAGCACAGGACAGGACGAGCCCCUGGUAUGACAGUUACAGAGUCAGUGCGCUCCCGUUCAGCUCGUAGUGGCCACUCCACCCCUCGCACCCCUGGUUCCUCAGCCAUCACCCCAAGUUCUCCACCAAGCUACUCAUCUUCAUCAAGGACUCCCGGGACUCCUUCUCCACCAAGCUACUCAUCUUCAUCAAGGACUCCCGGGACUCCACGCUCCCUCAGCUUGAUUUCCCAGGAGAGGAAGGUGGCCGUUGUCUGUACGCCACCCAAAUCACCUGCCACCACUCCCAAGCAGCUCCGCAUUAUUAACCAGCCACUGCCUGACUUUAAGAACAUCAAGUCCAAAAUUGGCUCCACUGAGAACAUCAAGUACCAGCCCAAAGGUGGACAGGUUCUCAUCCCCAAUGUUAAGGUGGAUUAUACCCAUGUUCAGUCUAGGUGUGGGUCCUUGGACAGGAGGGGCUACUCAGCAGGAGGUGGAAACGUGCAGAUACAAAACAAGAAGAUUGACUUGAGCCACGUGACCUCCAAGUGUGGCUCACUAGACAACAUCCAUCAUCGGCCAGGAGGAGGUAAUAUUCGCAUUGAGAGUGUGAAGUUGGACUUCAAAGACAAAGCCCAAGCCAAGGUGGGUUCCCUGGAUAAUGCUCACCACAUUCCUGGUGGAGGCCACAUCACGAUUGAGAGCCACAGGCUGACGUUCCGGGACCAAGCUAAGGCACGAGUGGACCAUGGUGCUGAGAUUGUCGUCCAGUCACCAGGUCUGUCAGGCUCGUUAUCUCCGCAAUUCCACCGGGAGAGCCACCUGUCCUCCUCGGGCAGCCUCAACAUAUUGGAGUCGCCGCAGUUAGCCACGCUGGCUGAAGACGUCACUGCUGCUCUGGCCCAGCAGGGUUUGUGAACAGUGAAUCUCUGGUUUGCUGUCACCUGGUCCUUAUACUCCCUAAAAAAAAAAAAAUACCUACUCGGCCAAACCAUUAUCACUACUCUUCUGCUUAACCACAGUCUCAAAACAUCUUCAUUCCAAGAUCCACCACUGAAACACCAACACUAGCUAGAGACUCAAACGAGGAGCUGCUGUACUUGAGUCCUCUUUUUUGCCUAUUCUGAACCCACAAAUGUGCUCUUUCCAGUUCCUAAUGUAAUGGCCUC